AUUCCACUACCAUCCAGUUUGAUGCUUGUCUGCUACAGAUGUUUGCCAUCCACUCUUUAUCUGGCAUGGAGUCCACAGUGCUGCUGGCCAUGGCCUUUGACCGCUAUGUGGCCAUCUGCCACCCACUGCGCCAUGCCACUGUGCUCACGUUGCCUCGCGUUACCAAGAUUGGCAUGGCUGCUGUGGUGCGGGGUGUUGCACUAAUGGCGCCCCUACCUGUCUUCAUCAAACUGCUUCCGUUCUGCCACUCCAAUAUCCUUUCCCAUUCCUACUGCCUACACCAAGAUGUCAUGAAGCUGGCCUGUGCUGACAUCCAUGUCAAUGUCAUCUAUGGCCUCAUUGUCAUCAUCUCUGCCAUUGGACUGGACUCACUUCUCAUCUCCUUCUCAUAUCUGCUUAUCCUUAAGACAGUGUUGGGCUUGACACGUGAAGCCCAGGCAAAGGCAUUUGGCACUUGUGUCUCUCAUGUGUGUGCUGUUUUCAUAUUCUAUGUACCUUUCAUUGGAUUGUCCAUGGUCCACCGCUUUAGCAAGCAACAUGACUCCCUCCUACCCAUCAUUAUGGCCAACAUCUAUCUACUGGUUCCUCCUGUGCUCAACCCCAUUGUCUAUGGAGUGAAGACAAAGGAGAUACGACAGCGCAUCCUUCGUCUUUUCCAUGUGACCAUACACACUUCAGAUCCCUAGGUGUCACUAAUCAAACUUCUUUUCCAUUCAAAGUCCUCCCAUUUGGAUUUUGAUAUCAACAUUUUGGAAGACAAUAUUAAGAAAAAAA
Messenger RNA from Galeopterus variegatus (Sunda flying lemur), 774 nucleotides. RefSeq names its product olfactory receptor 51E1. Gene Ontology annotation, cellular component: membrane. Gene Ontology annotation, biological process: G protein-coupled receptor signaling pathway. The transcript is spliced from 2 exons. Bases 39 to 686 code for a protein of 215 amino acids. Gene Ontology annotation, molecular function: olfactory receptor activity; G protein-coupled receptor activity. The record is from RefSeq and is a predicted model, not a curated record. NCBI's taxonomy places the organism in Eukaryota, Metazoa, Chordata, Mammalia, Dermoptera, Cynocephalidae.